UAGAUAGCUAAUUGUCAUAACUAAAGUAUUUGAUACUGAAGAGCAAACAUGUCUGUCUCAAGUUUUGUAACUCCAAUUGCUGGAUCAACUUAUGUUGGUUUAAAAUCAAAUAGCUCCAACCUUUUUCCUGCUGCUAAGGAUACAAUCACUUGGAGUCGAAAAACUAUCUCCAAUGGCUCUAAAACUUACUGCAUGAAGACUUGGAAUCCUAUUGACAAUAAGAAGUUUGAGACACUGUCAUAUCUUCCACCUCAAUCAGAGGAGUCCAUUGCAAAAGAGGUUGAUUACAUGAUCAAAAAGGGUUGGAUUCCUUGCCUUGAAUUUGACCAGGUGGGAUAUGUACAUAGGGAAAAUGGCAACAUGCCAGGAUACUAUGAUGGGAGGUAUUGGACACUCUGGAAGUUGCCCAUGUUUAGCUGCAAUGACUCUUCUCAGGUUCUCAAUGAAAUCCAAGAAUGCAAGAAAGCUUACCCAAAUGCUUUUAUUCGUUGCUUGGCAUUUGACAAUGUUAAGCAGGCGCAGUGCAUGGCCUUCCUCAUCCAGAAACCUGCAGCAUAAAAUUUGCUACCUGUCGUCUCAGUCAACUUUUGUAAUGGUCUUUCUGUUUGUUCCAAAAACAACUAAGCUCUAGCCUUAAGAGGGUGAACGACGCAAGAUUUUUAACUCAGGACCUAAAGGUUUAUGGUUGAAAUCGUCUUUCUU
This is a messenger RNA of Solanum verrucosum, 702 nucleotides long. Its product is annotated as ribulose bisphosphate carboxylase small subunit, chloroplastic 3-like. The record is from RefSeq and is a predicted model, not a curated record. Bases 49 to 558 code for a protein of 169 amino acids. Lineage: Eukaryota; Viridiplantae; Streptophyta; Magnoliopsida; Solanales; Solanaceae. The transcript has 3 exons.